AUGCGCGGAGGAGGGGGGCCGCACCUAGUGAAGACAGCCUGCCUCAACGAGCACGUGGUAGCGAUCCGGCCGCCCACGGGAUUCGCCCCUUGCGACGCCCAGUGCACGGGAGGGCCAUGUCGCGGCCGCUCUUGCUCUUGCUCUUCGUCUUGGUGGUGGUUGCGGCAUCGUCUGACAGUGACCGUGGUCCCUGGUCGUGGCGAAGGCGUUGCAAGGCGCUGCUACUUCUCGGACAGCCAAGACAGCACCGACGGAGGCACGAACCCUUGGCCGUCCACCGACUGCGCAAGGCUUUCCAGCGAGCACGAAUCCAGCAGCGCCGACGCAAGCCAUCCACCGGUGCUGCCGACGAAGGAGCCAACUCAGUGGCUGACCUUUGCCAGGCACUUCUGCGCAGACCGUGGAAUAAAUCCCGCCGCAGAAGACUUCUCGGCCGCCGGCGCCGCUUGGAUGUCUCUGAGGAGCAUCAAGCCAACUCCGGCAUCGCUCCAGAAUUGCACGGGGCUGGCUCAGUGGCCUCCGGCGGUACGUUUCUGA
Molecule: messenger RNA, 537 nt
Organism: Rhipicephalus sanguineus (brown dog tick)
Lineage: Eukaryota; Metazoa; Arthropoda; Arachnida; Ixodida; Ixodidae
Exons: 3
Coding region: 1-537 (178 amino acids)
Source: RefSeq, a predicted model, not a curated record